UGUAUUGUGGUUUACUUAAUGAAAAGACCUCACCUUAAAUCAAUAAAGGAAUGACAAAAGCCUCAAAUGGAACGUGAAGUAAUAUGUGCACAGGGCGUUGUUGGACAGAGGCUUUGUUGUCACAGGUGGAGCAAUCGUCUUUAUCGAAGACUUAAGCUUGUAAAAGCUGACGUUUUGAGACAUGCGCCAAGCCAUUUUUUCAAAAAGGUAUAAAAGCCGACAUUUUCCCCUUUCAGUCUCGACACAUAUACCACUCGCUCAAUCAGUGUCGAUCUUCCAUUUUCCUCUUCAACGACUAACCACCUCUUAGAACUGCAAACAUGAGCAAGCUAGAGACAGCUGUGGCCCUCCUAUUGGACACCUUUGAUACAUAUGCUGGUACAGAGGGCAAAAAGGACUCCCUAAGCAAAGCUGAGGUGAAGACUUUGUUGGAGAAGGAGCUGCCUGGACUGCUCAAGGGUGCCAAGAACCAAGCCGAGGUGGACAAGCUGUUGAAAGCUCUGGAUUUUAACGGAGACUCUGAGGUUGACUUCCAGGAAUUUGUGGUGAUGGUAGGCGCUCUCGCCUGCGCCUGCCAUGGCCGCAUUUGUCAGAAGAACAAUAGUGCAAAGAACCAAGCCAGGGUGGAAGAGCUGCUGAAAGAACUGGAUUUUGACGGAGACUCUGAGGUCGACUUCAGCGAAUUUAUGAUGCUGAUAGCUGUUCUAACCUCAAACAUGAGCAAGCUAGAGACAGCUGUGGCCCUCCUGUCGGACACCUUUGAUACAUAUGCUGGUGCAGAGAGCAAAAAGGACUCCCUAAGCAAAGCUGAGGUGAAGAAGUUGGAGAAGGAGCUGCCUGGACUGCUCAAGGAUACAAAGAACCAAGCCGAGGUGGACAAGCUGCUGAAAGCUCUGGAUUUUAACAGAGACUCUGAGGUCGACUUCCAGGAAUUUGUAGAGACGGUAGGCGCUCUCGCCUGUGCCUGCCAUGGCCGCAUUUGUCAGAAGAAGUGA
Molecule: messenger RNA, 995 nt
Organism: Plectropomus leopardus (leopard coralgrouper)
Lineage: Eukaryota; Metazoa; Chordata; Actinopteri; Perciformes; Serranidae
Source: RefSeq, a predicted model, not a curated record